AUGUAAUAAUAAGUUCAACAGCCAGUAGAUAAAAUAACUGAAAUAUACAAAGAACUAUAAUUCAUUCAGAAUGAAUCUUAAGGUUAAUAUAAUAAAGAAAAAUUGAUGAAUUAAAAGAUAUUACUCUUUUUUGGAUUUACACACUAAGAAGUGGAUGCAUUUUAUGCUCAUUUUUCAGAAACAAAAGUAAUUGAGGAAAAUGAAUAUUUAAAAAUGGUAAGACUACAGAAAUAGUCAAAAACCUCUUAUAUUAUUAAUACACCAUACUCCUUAGGGAAUAUAACAAAUAGAUAAUUAUGCCUUAAAUAAUACAUAAGUAGAAUAAUUCUAUUCAAGGUUCUACUUUAAUUUAAAGAUUGUUAGUAUCAUAUCAUUGUUAAUUUUGAUAAUCUUUAAGGAGAAACUUAACAAGCGUAACUUAAUUAAAUAGUUGAUUUUGGAUUGUUUAAUUUUGGUAAAUUAACCUUUAAAGUGGAAAAGGUUACUUUAAUAAAUAAAGGUAUUAAUGAUUAAUAAACAUCUUUUUGUCUAUGUAAAGAUAUUAAGAAAGGUGUCUAAGAUCUCAGGCAAGUCUUUAAGUAGCAAACUUUGAGAUACAUCUUCUAAUAAAAUGUAUUUUACAAACCAAGUAUCGAAAAAAAAAGAGAGGAUUUUGGACCUAUGUCAUUUUUUUUGGUAGAAAUCAUGGAUGAAUUUGCCGUUCAACUUACUAAAAUAUUAUAAAAUUAUUAGGAUAAACUUUUAUUAUUGCAAUAAAUCCCCAUUUUAUAGGAUGAAUAAGAUUUAAAUAAAGGUAUAAUUAGUCUUUUAAAAAAUUUAAAUGACGUUUUAACUUAAUCAUCUUAAUACAGUUUAGAAAUUACAUUUUAGCUGUUUAAGGGAAUUAAUGAGGUAAACGAAUCUCAUAAAAAAUUAAUAAAUGGAUGUUUAUCAAAACUAAACACCAAAUUAAUGGAGACAUUUUUAGCAGAAAAAGAAAUUUCUAUAGAAAACCUUUAUUUACCAUAAGAAUUAGUAAAUACUUAGUAAUUAGAAUUUAUCAAUAAGAUGUUGAAAAAAUACGUAGAAAACUAUUUUAAAUAGAAAAAUGUAUCUGAAAUUAAAAAUCUAAGCUAUAAUAUUAAAUGUUGGAAUUCAUAUAGCUCUUUAAUGGUUGAAAGCAUUAUCUAAAAUUUUAAAUAAAUAACAAAAAGCAUAUAGCCAGGUCCAAAGGAAGAGAGGGAUUUUGGUGUAUUUUUAUUUGGGAAAAGCAGAGUUGGUAAAAGCACAUUAAUAAAUAUACUAAAAAACCCUGAAAGUUUAACAAUAGAAAAGAGAAUAAGUGAACUUUGUUAUGUAAUGAAAAAUUAGUUUCAGACAGAGUUUAAGAUUGAACAUGGCUGCAUGAGUGAAACACAAAACAUUACAAGUAUGUAGAUUGGGGAUGUGUGGUAUUAUGAUUGCCCAGGAUUUGAUGAUAAUAUAUCCUAAUAAAUAAGAAUUGCACAUAGGAUUAGUUUAUAUAAUUAUUUAAGAAAAACUAAAAAAGUUAUAGGAUUUUUUUUAAUUGAUUCUUCUAAUAGAGAUGCUUAAAUUAUUAAGGAUACAAUUGAUCCAAUUUAUUUAUUAUUGAAGGAUAAAAAUUAAUUACUACAAGAUAACCAAAAAUGGGCUUCUUUGGUUUUGGUCAAAUCAAAGGAAAACACAAGAAGAGACUAUAUUGAAAAUUGGGAUGAAGCUUACCAUAAAUUGUUGGAAGGUAAAUACACAUUUUAUAGAGAGAUGUAUUAAAAUGAUAAUUUAUGUAUUGAAUUUCCUAAACCUAAGAAAAAUCUAUCGUAGGAAUAGAUUUUAUAACAAAAUACUCAUAUUCAACAAAAAGUGUUAAAGAGAAUAAAUGAGAAGAAAUAAAAUGAAGACUUUUAGCUAAAUUUUGAUUUAUAAAUAGAUUCAAAACUAUUUUAUUUGUAUGAAAUCGUUCUCUCCAUGCUUCAAAAGAAAAUUGAAUAGAUUGUUGGGCUUUUGGAAAAUUAAAUUAAUAUUUACAUUUAAGAUUGCGAAGAUACACUAGAAAACAAAAAGUAACUAAUUUAAAGCUUAAAAAUUUUUAUUGGCAAUGAAAUUAAUUAACAGAAUGUAAAGGAGGUUUUAAAAAAAAUUCUAGAAUGGUGUAAGAUUAAUGAAUUAUUUAAAAUUAAUUCUAUCUUCUUAUAAAAUACAAUAGAUGACGUAUUGUAAUGUUUAAUGAUAGAUGAUUAUUGCUAAAUGAGAAAAAUUUCCCCAAUUAAAGUUGAUUCAUCAAAGCUCAGAAAAAAUGCAGAUAAAAUUAUUAAUAUUAUCUAGAAUAUUGAAAAUAUUGAAUUAGGAUUAAAGGCAACAUUUAUAAUAGGGUCUAUAGCCGCUGCAGUAACCUCUUUAGGCGCUGCACUACUUGCAGAAGGUGCAGGAUUAGCUGCUACAGAGAUUAUAAUUGCGCAGAUUGCCUAGAGAGUAGCUAUUAGAGCAGCUAUUACUGGAGUAGGUGGAGCCAGUGCUUCAACCAUUACAUAUAUUGCAUUUAUUUUUAAGUAAAACAUGUUAAAAUAGAGAUAUUAGUCUUAUUUAUAUGAAUAAGAUUAAAGAAUCAAUACAUGA
Messenger RNA from Paramecium tetraurelia, 2613 nucleotides. RefSeq lists its product as uncharacterized. NCBI's taxonomy places the organism in Eukaryota, Ciliophora, Oligohymenophorea, Peniculida, Parameciidae. The record is from RefSeq and is a predicted model, not a curated record. The transcript has a single exon.